Molecule: messenger RNA, 2406 nt
Organism: Trichomonas vaginalis G3
Lineage: Eukaryota; Parabasalia; Trichomonadida; Trichomonadidae
Product: centrosomal protein 2 family
Exons: 1
Coding region: 1-2406 (801 amino acids)
Biological process (GO): cytoplasmic microtubule organization; cytoskeleton-dependent intracellular transport
Cellular component (GO): cytoplasm; centrosome
Molecular function (GO): dynein light intermediate chain binding; microtubule binding
Source: RefSeq, a predicted model, not a curated record
AUGAAAUCUCACUUAGAAACAAUCGUACAAUCAUUAUCAACAGAAGGUCAUACAAAUGAUGAAAAUGGAAACAUUUUAUUGCAAUAUAUUAAAACAACAGAUGUUGAUCUUGCAUAUUCUAAUCAAUUAACAAAUGAUCCAUUAUUAUCAGAUUUUAUUCAGCAAAUAUUUUGCAUAUUAACUACAAUUCAAUUCGAUUGCAACUUAGAUUCUUCAUUUAUUGAUUUGGCAGAUUCAAUUUCAAUUUUCCUCACAAAUCUACUUUCAAUUUCCCCAUAUUUGAGGGACCAAAUUGUCAUAAACAUCAAUUUCGACGAACUUAUCCAUAUAGUAUUUUCAAAAAUAGCAGAUGAAGGUGAUAUUAGAAAAAUCGAACCAACAAAAGCAGUAAUUUAUCUAAAAUUAGUAGCCCUUUUAUCAUCAUCAAUCAAUACGAAUCUUACAUGCGUGAAUUCUAUAGCAACGCUUUUUAAGGUCAUAAUCCCUUUACUAGGAUCGCCACAGCUUGGGGCUUGGGCAUGCGCGAUCAUUGCUUUACUUGCACGUGCCUCUAAAUCUGUCGAAUCAUACUUAAAAUCACAACCUUCUAUCCUUCAAGUUAAAAAAGAAUUGACAAGAUUACUAUCUUCUCAAGAUAUUAUGGUCGUGAAUUCAGCUCUUGCUGCACAUACUGCAAUAUUUCCAGUUGGAAAUGAAUCAGCUACAAGUAUACAUGCAGCGAUUAAUUUUAUCACUCAAAAUGGAAAAUUUGUUCUUAUGAAACAGCUAGCUAGAGAUACAAUCUUAUCUCUUAAAGAUAAAGCUCCAUUGGCUCCUCGCGAACUUUUGGUUUUGUUAACUUCAAUCUUGAAUUCAAAUGGCGCUGAUGCAUAUUUUGUUAUAGAUUGUAUCCGUCAAUUAAAUAUAUAUCAUACACAGUUUGCAAAUGGUAUCAAAACAACAGAUUAUCUUGUUUCAUUGGUAGAUUAUAUUUCAAAAUGUGAGUAUGACUUCGUAUCCAUAUCAGCUUGCCAUUUACUACAGAUUUUAGUUGAAAUUGACCCAACUCUAUUUCAAGAAAUUCCAUGCAAUAAAAUUUUUGCAAAAAUUUUUAAUCGAUUUGCAACUCUUCCUGAGAAAACAUCUGUUGAGAAGCUGGAAUCAAUAUUUAUUAUUUUGAUAUUGCUUGUACAAAACAAUUCGCUUUCUGAAGAUGAUGUUGACCUGUUACAAACAGAAGAAAAUUAUUUAUUUACUUGCUUUGUUCGCCAUAUUGAACUCAAUAAUGCAUACCUUUCACUCCUCAUUUUCAGGUUUAUAGAUGAAUGCGUAACAUAUUUUCCAAAUUGGAAAUCCAGAUCAAAUAGAAUUGCAAUUGAAACUCAGCUCUUGCCAUUAAUUAACAAUAUCCUUCAGACAUCAAGAAAUAAAUAUGCUAUUGAGUUUGCAUAUUACGCAAUUUCAGAUCUGUUUUCACAAAGUUCUCAUUUUUAUGAGUCAAUGAUUAAAAUCACUACAACUUCUAAUAUAUCUGCAUAUGAAGAUAAAUAUAAAUCAAUAUCAAAGCUAAAUUCCGAAAUUACUCAAAAUACAUUCAAAAUUUCGGCUUUAUCAGAAGAAAAUACAAGAUUAAAGAAUGAAUUAGAGAAGGUUAAAGCGGAGAACUCAAAGUUGAAGCUUGAUUCCAUAAAUUCAAGUGAUGAAUUAGCAUUUACAAAGAAGAACAAUGACAUUGCUCAAGAGAAACUGAGUGAUUUAACAAAGAAAUUCCAAUCACUUCAAGACGAGAAUAAGAGACUUCAAAAAGAAAAUGAAGAUUUAUCUGAAGUUGUCAAUAAUAAUGGUUUAGCUACAAAGCGGAUUCUCCAUGACAACAAAGAUCUUUAUCAGCAGAUACAGUUAUAUCAAACAACUGAGCGGUCGAAACAGAAAAGAAUUGAAGAAUUAACUGAAGAACUCAAAGCUAGAUCAGAAGAGUUCACGAAGGUUACAAUAAACAUUCAAAAGAAGGAUGCUGAACUUAGUAUUGCCCAGAACAGAGCAUCUUCAGCAGAAAGUAAAUAUUUAAUUCUGGAACAAAAACUUAAAGAACAAAAGGAUACAAAUAAAAAGUUAUGUAGAGCCGCAGAAAAAAUCAGAGAAGAUAUGAUGAACGCAGAAAAGAGAGCAAAUUCACUAAGUGAUGAUAUCUCUAAAAUUGAAGCUCAAAAUAAGAAAUUAUUAGACUCUCAGAAGAAUCUAAUGGACAAAAAUGAAAAGUACAAGAAGCAGAUAGUUGAAUACCGUGAACUUGCAAAGAAGGCCGAGCAAGAGAAAAACAAGUGGGAAACUAUUGCCAAAUUUGCUCAAAAGGUUAAAGAAUGCAAGAGAGAAGCUGCUGAAGAGGUAUUUGCUCCAAUGAACCAGUGUAAUUGUAAAAAGGAAUAA